Messenger RNA from Arabis nemorensis, 762 nucleotides. NCBI's taxonomy places the organism in Eukaryota, Viridiplantae, Streptophyta, Magnoliopsida, Brassicales, Brassicaceae. The record is from the annotation of a GenBank genome assembly.
AUGGCAACACUAGAGAAGCAGGACACUAAGAUGGCAACACAAGCGAAAGAGAAAGGCAAGGCAAGUGAGCUAGAUACACAUUCAAAGGUGGGCGAAGAAGGAGAUGGGUCUAAGACCCCAGAUGCGGUUGUUAGAAACCCGAAAGUUGGGGCAAAGAUCUUUGCAAAUGUGGAAAGUGCUGUUGAGAAGAAGAAGAAUGUUGCCUUUAUUGAUAUGACUAAAGAGAAGAGUGAAGUGGAAAAGUAUGGAAAACCUGAUGUUAAGUCCCAUAAGAAGACUGUUGUUGAGUUUUUUGAUAUGACUAAAGAUGUGACACCUACUCCAAAAGGUAAGCAUCCUUCACCGGUCCCAACUUAUUCUGACCUACAGGAAGAGAAGGUCAACAAAACAUUGGGAGGUGCAUUAAAUAAGCUUCUUGACUUGACAAAGAAUGAUGAUUUCGGUGUCCUCAAACGUCGUAAAAUGACUCUUGCAAAAACCCAAGUGGACCCAUUCAUAGGAAACUCUGAAACUUUACGGAUCAUGUAUGGUGAAACUCCUUCUCCUGCUGUCUACGAUCUUUUUGCACCGGUGGACAAGUCUAAACUGGAUCGGUUGCUUGCGUACGUGAAGACUGAUUUGGAAAAUCCAUUCGACAAUAGCCUUGCUGGAGUAGAAUUAUACUUGGGAAUUAUGACACCUAAACACUUGUGGCCAGCAGACAAUCCCAGCUAUGGGUGGUUGAGUACGGGGGUAAAUUUCAUUACAUCUCAUACUGGUUGA